UUUUUCAAAACUUUUAGCUGAUCACUAGUUUUGACAGUGAAAAAGAGAAAUUCCUUUAAUCCAGAGAGCCCAUCUUUUAACAAUGUAAACCGGGACUUCAAACAUCUGAAAAACGCGGUACGCUGACCGAAAACAGAGUAAACAACUUUUCGUGUUCCACUGAGGAAGGUGUGGGAAAUUAACUGGCUUUGGACAGCUGAUUUACCGGUUUAGCGGGUAGAUAUAAAUAGAUCGCUGUUGGAUUUGUCGAAAACGACUUCCUUCUCGCCUUCAGGGUAGAGUAUAAAAUAACCGAUUUCAAAGACGGGUUUUCAAACUUGCCACCCCACAACCAGUGUCGCUGUCGCUUAUGGACUUACAGAUAUAGUUAAUUAAGUUUGAAUAGAACCCUAGCCAGGUUUUCGGAGUGUCAGGGUGAUAGCUGUACGUUCGACCGGCCGGUAACGACGGUCGAUUAUUCUCAAAAGUCGCAGGUUCUUAAAGUGCUGUUUAAAAAAGAGAGAAUCUUCCAGAAAGGCCCGAAGGCAACAUUUUGUGCUGAGGAGCAGACAUGUCUUUCGGCAACGCAACUCUUGGGGAACUAUUGCCGACCAAUGACACGAGUCGUGGGAACAACUCUAGCAUACAGCAACGAUCCGGUUCUGUAUGUACCGGAGGGUUCUAUUGGCCAAUCCAAGCUCCGUUGAUUUUCUACUUUUUGUUUAUCUUGGCUGCAAACUGCAUUGUAAUCAUUUUGACGAUUUGGAAAGAAGCUCUGAGGACAGUGAGUAACAUGUUUCUAUUCUCUCUGGCGAUUUCCGAUCUGUUGUUUGGUUUACUCGGAAUUCCGCUUUUUCUGGCUUGCUCCAUCAAAAGUUCUCUCUUGGAGUGUGCUCUCUCGGUUCUCCUCGCGCGAUUUAACGCCAUUUCUUCAGUGUUUCAUCUUCUCGUUAUCGCUUGUGACCGCUAUACUGUUAUCUUACACUCCAUGAAGUACCCUUCCCUUGUAACGAAACCGCGGGCCACUGGCAUUAUCGUGUUUAUUUGGGUCUUGGCAUUAGUGUCCUCGUCUAUUCAGUUCACUUGGUACAAUUUGAACAACGAGCUAAAGAAAUUGAAAGAAGAGACGAUUCGAGUUGACAGAGUUUAUUUCCUUUUGAUAAUCAUAGCUUUCUUUUUCGUGCCUCUACUGUUGAUGAUAUACAUGUACAGCCAUGUCUUGGCAGUUUCUUUCCGGCACAUUAUUGCAUUUCGACGACGCCGGAAAAAUCUGGACCAACCAGUGGCUUCCAUUGCUCACGAUUUGCGUGGAACAUUCAUUCUAGUCGCCAUGAUGCUUAUAUUUAUCAGCUGCUGGCUACCGUUUUUCCUUCUGAUGCUUCAAGAUCACGUUUCUGAACAAUUUCUCGUUAUUCCAGCAUGGGGAUUAUGUGUUAUUUUCUAUCUUCGGUUCGUUCCUCCAUUAGCAAACCCCGUUCUAUGUGCGUUUUGCAAGCAGGACUACCGUCGCGCCUGGCGCACAUUCACGCGCCAACUACAUUGGCCGACAAGGGUGCGCUUUAAUUCUCUACCCUUGGUCUCUGUAACACGUGAGAGAACUCAGACUGCGGUAACGUUUACUGAAAGAUAGAACAACGACCGAACCAGCUCCGCUUCGUUAAAUGCAAUACCAAUGGAAGCUUGUUGAAGAUCCACUCUUAACAGAAAUAGUAAUCACACUUCAGUUCAAUAUGAACAUGACAAUACCUAACUAUGAUAAAACAAAGCGUGUUGUAAAAAACUUUAAUUAAUGACUUGACUUUUCCUACGCUUCACCAGACAUCCUGAAAUGGCCUAAGAAUAUCAGUUUUUAAGAUCCAUUCUGUUACAACAGAGAAGCGACGUUAUGUUAAUUCGAAUCUGAACAAAAGGACAGGAGACACAUUAUCUGCAAACAGAUAACAACAACAACAACAAAACAACAACAGCAACAACGACAAAAAGAAUGGAAAAAAGGAAAAAAAAAAAGAAUUAUUGACUCAAGAAGAAUUCAAUUUACCAUAGUUUGGCAAGGUAAUUUCGUCGUGGAUAUCAAUAAUAAGUGUAUGUCUGGAGGUAAAUCUAUUCAUUUAUCUAAUUUGCGUUUUUCAACAGCUUUACACUGAACGGCUGAAAGCUAUGGUCAAUGAAAGACCCCGAAAAUGACCUAGCUUGCACCGCAACCUAAAACAACUUCGGAAAUAUUGUGAAAAAAGAUCAUUAAAAAAUAGAAAAAUGUCCAUUGGAACAUUUAGGGCGACAUUUUAGACAAAAUUUUGGCGCCGUCACGAGCGCACGCCCUUCCAAAGAAUUGAUUCAACCAACCCAGGAGGGACUGCGACUAAGAACUAACAAUGUUUAACAGUAGCACCUGGGACUAGCAACUUUUAUCUUUAAACUUACAACCGAAAACUGGCAGGUGUUAGCCCGGCCACUGCACGAAAGGAUAAAAAAAAAAUGCGUUGGUGUGAAAAAAAAACAAAAAACAAAAAACAAAAAACAAAAAACAAAAAAAAAACUGAACCUGAAGGCAGCUGAUAAGUUUUCAAGUUGCACUCAUAUAGGACCUUAUUUGGCCAGGAUAGACGUAAAUAGGUAAUGUGUGGAAAUCAUGGGGAUUUCUGAUAAUAGAUACGAAAACUAUUGAUGUAGAUACUUUGAGAGGCUGGUAAUGAAAUGAUAUGCGUUUUAAUGUUCUUGAAUAAGAUAAGAUAAGAUAAGAUGAGAUAAGAUAAGAUAAGGUAAGAUAAAGAUAAGAACUUUAUUAACGUGUCGAAGUCGCUAGCAUACAAUGCAUACUAAUUGGGGACACCUGACUACGAUUACUUAUUGAAUAUUGCGUUGGACGUCAGUUCUCUUUCAGACAGCUUUUUGCUUCGAACGCUAAUUUUGAAGUAUUUAUCGCUUGUCUAAUGAAUAUCUUGGGAAGACGCAGAGUUGAGCGACAACUGUGACUACGACUGAAAAUAAAUAUUCGCAUAGACUUAAACUCUAAGUCGGUAGCAGCUUAUCUUAUGAGGUUUUAAGGUGCAAAUGAUAAAUGAAAGCUUCACUAAACUACAUACUAAGCGAAAUAAAUGUAUACCAUAUUCAAUCAAACCUCCAGCUCCAACAUUUAUUGGUAUACACUGACAGUACAUGGUUAAUGUUG
Molecule: messenger RNA, 3148 nt
Organism: Orbicella faveolata
Lineage: Eukaryota; Metazoa; Cnidaria; Anthozoa; Scleractinia; Merulinidae
Product: histamine H2 receptor-like
Biological process (GO): G protein-coupled receptor signaling pathway
Cellular component (GO): plasma membrane
Molecular function (GO): G protein-coupled receptor activity
Source: RefSeq, a predicted model, not a curated record